Molecule: messenger RNA, 8855 nt
Organism: Cinara cedri
Lineage: Eukaryota; Metazoa; Arthropoda; Insecta; Hemiptera; Aphididae
Source: the annotation of a GenBank genome assembly
GCUACACGCGUCAAAAUAAUAUUAUGUGGGGUGUCGAUUGUGCAUAGAUAACAUUCCACAGAAUAGAACCAUGAAUCAUCAAAAUUUUCAGAAAUUCCGCGAUUCUGUUUAGUGUUUAUUGUUUUUAGUAUAUAGAAUUUUUACUUUUAUGUCGCCUCUUUUAUUAUUAUGACGUUUUUCGUUUGAUUUUCACUUCGCGGUAUUGUUUUAUAAUAUAGAUUUAAAAAACCUUUUAUUUUUAUUCAAUUAAAUAUCUGGUGUUAAUCAAAUCAAUAUAUACCUACCUAAGUACGCAAUUAUAAUAUUAAUGUUUAUUAAUCCCUUUAAUUAUAUUAAUUGUAUAUGCUUUUUUAAUUAAAUCAAAAUAUUUAUUUUACAGAUGGCGCCAUCCCCAAAGCAAAUUGUAAAACAAAGCAAAAAUAUCCUUCAAUUGGCAAAUGGGUGUCAAAUUAUUUUAAAGACUCCAUUACCUUUUAUGGGGAGUCCAUCUAAGCCAUCAAGCAUAGAUGUUGAACAAUCUUUACGUGAUUUUACAGUAUACAAAAAUCGUUUAAGAACUUUUGAUAAUGGUUGGAAAUUAGAGUAUAUUACACCUCACCAAAUGGCUGAUGCUGGAUUCUUUUAUUUGGGUGUUCAAGACCGUGUGCGAUGUCUGUUUUGUUCAAAAGAAUUUGAUUCUUGGCAGCGUGGUGAUUAUCCCCUUGUUGAACAUAAAAAACAAUCGCCACAAUGUGCAUUUUUUAAAACAGGUAAAGUAUUUAUGGUUAUUAUUAAAUUUAAAAAAACAUAAUUUUUAGCUGGUUUCUUGCAUCGAUGAAAUACCUAGAAAAUGGAGUUUAAGAAAAAUUGAGGACAUUUAAGAAGUGUAUCGAAGGUCAAAUAUUGUUGAAGUGAUAGCAGGGAAAAGGGAAAAUGUAGUAAUAUGUUAGACACUCAUUUUGUCAGAUAAACUCACUAAUUCCGGAAGGUGUUCCACCAAGAUCUUUAGGAUGUCAGAAGUUGAAUCUGGAAGAUAAUAUUAAAAAAGCUAGAAACUGUAAAACUGGAAAUCAAUUUAAGAAUAAAUGAGUGGAGUGGAGAGGUUUAUGCAUGUUGAGAUGGUCUUAAUUGGCUGCAUACUACAUAAAGAAGAAAAUAUUUUGUAUUUUGAAUGGAUUAUUGUAGAUAGAAAAAUAAGUAUAUGAGGUCUGUUCAAAAAGUACCAGGAUUUUAUUUUUAAUAAUUACAAAAAUGAAGUUACAUAUUAUUUAAAGAUAUCGCCUUUAAAAUACUCUCCUCCAGACAAUAUGCAGUGGUUCUAGCGAUCUUGCCAUUUUUCGAAAGUUCUUUGAAAUUGUUCUAAAGUUAUAGCUUUGAGUUCUGUUGCCGUAUUUGCUUUAAUUUCCUCUAGGUCUUGAAAUCGUUGUCCUUUAAGCGCAGAUUUUUUUCUCGGGAAAAGAAAAAAAUCGCACAGGGCUAGAUCAGGUGAAUAAGGAGGGUGUGAGACCACAGGUAUUUUUUUUACAGCCAAAAAUUCACGAAUUGAUAAUGCUAAAUGUGCUGGCGCAUUGUCGUGAUGAAGAAACCAGGUUCCACUUCGUCAUUUUUCUGGGCGCUUUUUGCGAAUUCUCUCUCGCAAACGUAUUAAUACAUCUUUAUAGAAUACCUGAUUGACUGUUUGUCCAUGGGGCACAAAUUCAUUUUGAACAAUACCUUCAAUAUCAAAAAAAACAAUUAGCAUUGUCUUGACAAUGUCAAUCUCACUUGGUGAGCUUUUUUUGGUCGAGGGGAAAAUUUUGUUUUCCACUGAAAUGACUGUAACUUUGUUUCUGGAUCGUACCCAUAAACCCAUGUCUCGUCCCCUGUGAUGAUGUUUUUUAUGAAAUUUAUAUCAGCAGAUCGAUUUUUAGAUCUUGACAAAUCGUCAAACGAUUUUCCUUUUGUUCCGAUGUCAACAACUGCGGAACGAAUUUAGCAGCUAUCCUUCUCAUCUGUAAAUUUUCCAUUAAAAUUUUAUGACAAGAUCCAAUUGAAAUUCCUGCUUCAUUUGCUAACUCACAAAUAGUUAAUCUGCGGUCAUUUCGUAAAUGUUUGCCACAACAUCAUCGUUUCUAGAUGUCGAUGGUCUUCCAGAAUGUGGAUCAUCUUUAAUUAACUGUCGACCAUCCUUGAAACGUUUUAACCACUCGAAAGUAACGGAGCGACUUUAAGAAUCGUCUCCAAGAGCAAUUUUAAUCAUUGUGUACGUUUCAGUUGCAUUUUUUGCAUUUUUACCAAGUUUCAAGCAAAAUUUGAUGCACACACAUUGUUCGUUAAUUUGGGACAUGACAAAAACGAAGAAUGAAACAAACUAAAUAGUUUUAACCAUGUAUAAUAUUAAACUGAGAUAAGAUAGAGACUAUAGAUUAGCCGCAAUAAUAUUUGUCCUGGUACUUUUUGAACAGACUUCGUAAUCUUAAAGGUGUUGUUUUGAUUUAUUACUUCAUUUUAAGUAACACAAUUUUUACAGGUUAUGAUGUAUGUGGCUGUUAUGAUUUGCCUACAUAUCCAAAGUCAGAUGCAGAGACAAAAGAAAUUCAACAGUUCUUAGAUUCAAUGGGUGUAGUGCAGCAAAUUAAAUCUCUCAAAAAUAGAGAUUUUGCCACCAUGGAAGCUCGCUUAAAAACAUAUGACAAAUGUGUGAUACAAUUGAAGAUCGAUAUUCAUGCCCUAUGUGAAGCUGGAUUAUAUUAUAUGGGUAAAUUUAUAAUAUUUGUAAUAUUAUAAAUUAUCAAUGUUUUAAUAAUUAUGAAUAUUAAGUAUAAUAUUAAUUUUAUUAUGUAUUAGGUGAUGGUCAAACAGAUGUGGUUAUGUGUUUCUUUUGUACUCAAGGUCUAAAGGAUUGGGAUGAUGAUGAUGAUCCUUGGAAAGAACAUGCCCGAUUUUCACCAAAUUGUAGUUUUUUGUUGUUAAAUAAAGGCAAACAAUUUGUUGAUGAAGCACGUGAUAUGAAAACUGAUCUACCAAAGAUCAACAAAGAUGUAAGAAAUUCUCUAUUCAGUUUGAGAUAAAAUUAAAAACGUUGUAAUUAAUGUACAGGUUUUAUUAAAGUCAAUCUCCAAUCAAAAAGAUGUUACCAUUUCUGAGAAUAACAAUAUUGAAGUUAAUUUGACACAAAGGUACACAAUAUAAUAAUUUAUAUUUAUUUUUUAGUAUUGAGAAAUUUACAAAAUUGCUAAGUAUAUAUUAGGGAUGUUCUGGUUACCUGGUCAUUGGGUCCUAACUGGGUACCAGAUAUCAUAUUGUGUACCAGAUGACUACUUGGUAUCUAGCAUUUAUAUAAAUUAUUAUUACUCCACUAAUGCUGGGUACCUGGUUUGUUAAUAAAUAAUGUACCUGGAACACUUCUAGUAUACACACAAACACUAAAAAAGAAAGUUCUUGUAUUAAAAUAUUUUGCUUUUAUUUCACUAUAAAUAAAAACAAAUAAUAAUCAUAAAACUAUAUAUGAAUAUAAAUGAUAUAGUUUAUAUUAUUUCUAAAAUUUGUUUACUAUUCAAUAACAAUCCCUCUACUCUCUACAUUUUAAAAUGUACAAAUUAUUUACAAUUUUUAUUAUAUAAUUUGAUAUUUUGAAUUAUUGAAUUUUCAGUUUGUAUGUAGACUUAAACCAGUUAUCAGAGAGCUGUCAUAAUAUUUUACAGUGUUUAUUUUGGGAAAUAUUAAAUUUUCAGAUCUCUUGUUAUGAUUUAUUGGUUGUGUUAAGUUGGUGAUAUUUAGCACAAUGUUUUUUUUUAUAGUUAAAUAUUUUUGUUUCUGAGCACAAUUAUAAGGGAGGGAUUUUUUGCUGUUUGUAUGUUUACUCUUUUUCAAAUAAGAACGCACUGGGUUGCAGACAUAAAUCUUACCACUUCUGACAGUUUCAGCCAUAACCUUGUAUGCAUAGUGAUUUGUAUUCACACAACAUUUGCGUACAUACAUGUAAAACAAAAUCUUUUGUUUUUCAAUUCUCUGUAUGCACAGCUGGGUUGAUAGUAGCUGACCAAUGGUGACUAAUCAGAAAACAGUUACUAAUUUUGUGGUAGGAAAAUUUUCUUUUGGAAAAGAGUGUAGUUUAUAUAGGUUUGUGCUGCUUCUCCCCAUAUGACUAAACCAUAAUCUAUUAUAGAUUAAAUAAAGUAAAAUAUAUAUUUUUUUGCCAGCGCAUAUUUCUAAAAUAUGAAUAGAGUUUUGUUUUGUUAAAUCUGUUUAUGAUUGCAUUUGCAUUUUAAAAUGAAUUUACAUGUGGGCUAUUAAAAUAUAUAUAUAUCUGGAGAUAUUCUUGCUAAAUUUGAAAAACAGUAAUUUUUUUUAUUAUGUUCCUGUUCUUCAAACAAUUUUUAUAAUCAGUUUUAAAGAGUUCUCUGCUAUUUAUAUUGCCUAAUUCCAAGUAUUACCAGUCACAGUUAAUGCUUUAAUAACUUUUUGGUUUAUAUUUGAAACAUUGUUAGUUUGACUAAUUGGGACUGAGGGAAGUACAGAUAAUCAAAUAUUGAUUAUUUUGAUUGAAUUAAUGAUGAUUAAAUUAAAAAAACUAAUGCACUGUAAGUAUAAUGUAUAAUAUAACAUUGUAUAUGUAAUGUUAAAAGUACAUAGAAUAAUUAAUUAAAAUUUAAAAAUAUAAUAUACAUACUAUAAAAUAAAAAUACAUUCAUUUUUGUGCCUAUUUUUGAAAAUAAUAAUCUAAUGCUGUAAAGGUAAUGCUGACUAAUGCUGUAAAGGCUUCACUAGGCGUAGGACCACUAUAAUUUUCCAGGUCUUCAGGUUUAUUUUCAAAGUGAGCUGUAUUAGAGUAUUUCUCCUGAACAAAUAUAGAUUUGGCUGACUUGACCUGAUAUACAACUCACCUAAAGGCGGGUACACAGGAUCAGGCAGAACUUAUAAUGCAGUGGUACACAAGGGACACGGAUUAAUUUUUAUUUCACUAUGAAUACGUACUAUGCCAGCAAUCCAAUGUCAAAGUGUGCAGUUUGCCAUGGACAUUUUCAUUUAUAGUUCAGAGUCACAGCAGCAUGCACUUUUCAAUGAUGAUAAAAGCAUGUCCACACUGGGAUGUGAACUCCUUUUGUAUUGUCGCAAAAACUAACAAAAAAUGGUUCACUCCGUUGUAGUGUGUUUUAUGUCUACAUGAACAAGCACAUUACAUGUAGAAAGUUGCAUUACAGGUUCAGCGCCUAAUUAACAACAUACCUAUACUUUAUAUUAUAUUACAUUAUAUCAAUGGCAGACAGAGCCUGUAAUAUAUUAUUUUGUAUAUUUAAAAACAUAAUUUCUAGAACUGUUAAUAUUCAAAAUUUUUUCUCUAUCUUCUUUUUUAGAAAGGUCAUCUAAUUACUAUGUAGAAAAAAUUAAAUUUGUAUUAUCAUCCCCUAAUUAAAAAAAGAAAACAACUAUUCACUUUGAAAAAUAUUCAAAAUAGCCAUAUUGUAAAAUAUAUUAUUCUAAAAGUUUAAAAAAGUAAUUAAUAAAAUAGCUAAAAAAUUUAUUAAAAUUAUAAUAUUCAAUACAGUAAAUAAAAAUAAAAUGAAAAAAUUUUGGUCAUUAGUGAACUCUGUAAUAUAGAGUUUGGUGUAGUUAUAGUGGUAUAUAUACAUAUACUAACAUUAUAUUAAAUAAUGAUGUUAAUUCAUAUAUUGUUACAGUAUAUCCCACUGUUCUAGCGCUGUUAAUGUUACAUUUUUUUGAUUUUUGUCUUUGAGGGGGUCAUCGAUGUAGAGAACAAUUCAAUUUAUAUUUUUAUCCCCUAAACACAAAAAAGAAAAUUUCUUAAUUAGUUAAUUUCUAGAAAGCAUUCCUGAAAACAAUAUUCAAUAAAAUAACAGUUAUAUGAUAAGAAAUCACAAUCAGCACGAUAAUUCUUUACCAUCUAUUGAAUAUUAAUUGUUUUUACGCCAAUUUUCUAGAAAUUAAACCAGCUAUAAUUGAGAAAAUAUUAAUCGGAUAUGAAUAUAUGAUAUAUUAAUAUUUAAGAAUAAUAUUUUUUUACAAAAUGACUAUAUUGAAAAUGUUCUAAAGUGAAUGGAUAAAGUUGUGUUUAGUGGAUGAGAAUAAAAAUUUAAUAUUAUCAGUGGGACACGCUGUAUAGUUUUAACAUUUUGAAUUUAGUUUUAAUUUAAUUAAGUUAUUUUACUCUCUAAAUUAAUAAAACAAUGAAUAAUAUUUUUUCAAAAUACUAUUCACAUCUGUGCUUACCCUUUUUUUUUUUUUUUUAAUUAGGUUUCACUUUAAUAACAUCAUAUUAUGAAGUACUUGAUUUUGAUAUUCAAUUUUUUUAAUUUUAUUGAAACAUUUUCUUUUGUAUAGUUUAUAAUGCAUUUUAAUUGCAUGUCCCAAAUUAUUUUAACAUUUUUUUGAAGUACAUUAUACAAGGUUUUAAUUUAUUUUUAAUGCAACAUUUCAUAUUGAUUUUUAUUUUAUUUUAGAAAAAUAGAUCUGGUAGAUACAAUAAACAAACAGCCAGAAUUAUCACUAUCUAAAGAAAAUUUGAAUCUUUCCCAACAACCAGAUACAAGGACAACACCUGAUUCUAUGCUAUGCAAGAUCUGCUAUAAAGAAGAAAUGAAAGUAGCUUUCAUCCCAUGUGGUCAUAUAAUUGCUUGCAUUCAAUGUGCUAUGACAUUAGAUCAUUGUGCUGUAUGUAGAAAUCCUUAUAAUAUGGCUAUGAGUGUAUACAUUCAUAGGGAUAAAGAUAAACAGGCAGACCAGUUAUUGUGCAAUUCAUCACAGUGUUCUGAUGAUGAACCACAAGAACUAAUGCUUUGUAAAGUUUGUCUCAAAGAAGAAGUGGAAGUUGCAUUUUUACCUUGUAGGCAUGCAUAUGCUUGUGUAAAAUGUGCAGCUGAAUUGCAAGAAUGCCCAGUUUGUGCAAAAGAAAUUUGUGCCACUAUUCAAGUUUACUUGUAGGACCCAUUAGAAGGUUAGGUUCAUGGGUAUCGCUUGGUAGGCUAAGUUUUAAAUAUAUCCAGGCAAAAAUGGUUGUGUAAUGCAUUUAUUUGUUUGCAUUGUAAAUAUAAUAUUUUGAUUUUUAUACACUUAUUGGCACUAAUUAGAUUAGGUGAAUCAUAUUAAAUUUAAUUGCACCCCCCCCCUCUAAUUUUAGCAAUAUAGAUAUAACCAGUGUUUCUUUUAAAUUAACGAAUAGAUUUACUGUUUCCAUGUUAAAACCCAAUUUAUAUUUUUUGUUCAAUAUCAAAAAUCAAAUUUUGAUAACCAUCAGAUCGAAAACACUAUUCCUGUGAAACCAUUCUAGUCGUACAUUAUAAUUAUUGGUUUCAGCUUACAAGGGAAUACAAGUAAUUUAAAUUAAGCUAUGAAUUACUAUGUACAGUAUUUUGACUAAAUAUUAAGUUUAAAGUAUGAUGUUGAGACUGAUUUCUUCAGACCAAAUUUCUGUCCAAUUAAUUAUUAUUUAAGCAGAUAAACCAUGGAAUUCUUUAUAACUUGAUAUUGGCUUUUGAUAUUAACUUUGAUCAUAAUAUUUGUCUUAUUAUUAUUUCCAUGUUCGGCAGUAAUGUCUUAGAUUAAAUUAUGACAAUUAUUGCUCUAAUCCCAUUAAUAUAUAUAUAUAUAUAUAUUUUAAUACACAAUUGUUUGCCUUUUAUUUACUGUUCUAUAAAAAAAAAAAAAAACAAUUAUAUUUAGUGAUUUAAGAACUAUUAUUGUAUCUACAUUAUUGUAAUUAUUGUUCUAAACAUUUUAUUCUUAGUGUGUAAAUGACUGAAUAUUGAAUUAUUUUAUGGUCAGUCUAAAUAAUAAGUAAUAUUUUUACAAUAACAGUUAUUAUUUUGUUAUUGCUCACACAACUACAGAACUAAUAAUGUGCCUUUUAUAACUUGCGAAUAAGCUUGAUUCAGGGUCUAAACAUAAUUAGACAAACAUUAGAUUUGCCACCCCUUUAUAUGUUAAUAAAUACAAUUCUACAUUAGAUAUUUGUUUGUAUAAAAUAAAAUUCUGUAUAAAUUAUAUUUUGUUUAAAAUAUUAAUAAAAUCAAUACAUUUUUAACUUAACCUCAAAAUUACUUAUAGUUUAAUUUAAACAUUUUUACAAUUUUUAUACUAGUGAAAACCAAUUUUAUUUCAAUAUAUUUAAUAGUAUCAAAAUAUUAAAUAUUACUUAAGAUGAUAUUUAAUGUGUCUAUGUUGUCUAUACUUUGAGUGAUGCUUGCUUACAAGUAUGAACAGUAUUUUUUUAGUUUUUAUUAUAAAUAAAGUACUUAAUUAAAAAGGAAUAUAAAUUUAUAUAGAUUUAUAUAUACCCACACAAAUAAAGUAAUAAUAAUAAUUGAAUAUGAAAUAUGGUACAAUUUAUUAAUAAAUUUAAAUGUAUUUAAAGUAUGAUAUUUAAUUUUAUAUUCUGUUUUAAAGUAAUUAAGAUAUUUUAAUCUUGGAAAAGUGAGUUGGAGGACUUUUAUUUUGUAUAUAUUUGUAAAUUUAAAACAUUUAGAAUUAUUAAUUAGGUUAAGUUAGGUGGCUAUAACAUUUGUAACAAAAAUUAUUUAUAAUAUUUCUGUGAAAAACUAUUAUUAUUUUGCUUAUUUUAAUGGUACUAAAUGUAUAAAUGCAAAUUUGUUUUAUACAGUUUUAAACUUUUAAAACAUAUACUUUCUUUUAAAAGUUUAUAAAAUUAAAUACAUUUUUAAAAACAAAUUAAUUCAACCAAUUGCUCAGAAAAGUUAAUUAUACUGUGAUUGUUGAACUUGUCUAAUAAACUAUUUAGUACCUAAGUACUCAGUUGAAUAUUUAGUAUUAUGUUUUAAAAAUAGUUACAAUAAUAUAUAUUUAGGUUAUAAUUAUAUAAUAAAUACAAAGUAUGUAAAACAGUAUCUAUUCUAGUUUAGAUAAUACUAAUGGAUUUUAUA